UAUCACUAUCUACGUAAUAUCUUGUAGUAAUGUCAUCACAGAAUUAACUCCAGUGUUGCCUUAUAUUUACUAGCAUUUUAUUAUUAGAUAGUAAAGACCUAAGUACUUAUUUUUGGCAUAUUUGUCUAUGGUAAAUCGGUAAAGUAGUUCUGUAAUUUAGCACCAUUGGUAUCGAUAGAUGUCGCUGUUACAGAGUUUUUAAUUAUUUUGCAUCUCUUUUUCAGAGCUGGAUGGAUGGAUGGAUGGAUAGGUUUUUAAAGAAACCAAUCUACAUAAACUCGUCGUGUAUAACAAUCUCUAGUUUUUCUUCCAUUCGUUAUUCACACUAUUUGCAGUGUUUCUCUUCUGCAUCCAAUUCUUCACAAAGAUAGUGUACAACAUUUUUGUUGUUGCUUUGUGUGCUCAAGUAAAUAAUUACGGCUCAGCUUUGAAAAAUGGUGAAUUUGAUCAAAAUAAAGUUCGCGUAUGUGUAAAAUGAAGUGGACACUUUUCAUUCGGUGACCUUUUCAUUCUCAAGAAUUGUGUCUGUAGUGGUAAUCAUUGCACAAUAGUUAUAAAAAACGUUUUUAUUGCAGGUAGUUAAGUUUUACAAUGGGGCCGAAAAGGGCCCCGCCAUAAAAUUAUGAGAUCAGUUGUUUAUAGGUCAUCGUAAAACUAUUAUAUUUCAUGACAUCCAUACGGAAAAACCGAACGGUAGAGAAUGUUGCUGCGUUUUCAAAGCGUAUGCAAUUUGUCGAGCGAUGAUCAGUGGGUCGAAAGCGAUGCCAGGUGGAUUCCCGUUCGGGCCGCUGGAGGAUCGCGUCUUGGUGUGUUCAGCUAAUGUGCAGCCGGCUUACUCGGCGUGUGAUGUGUGUGCGCGAUGUCAGGCAAGCCCGCGAGUGUGGGCGCGUCGCGAGCAGGCGUGCCCGGCACACCGCGCGUGCUGGUGUACGUGGCGGACCCGCGCCAGCUAGAGCCCGGCGCCGCGGCCCCUGACCCCCCUCCAGCCGCACCACCACCCUCUCACCUUGACGCCCUUUAUCUUCCUGAUACCUUGCAGCAGCAAGUAGCAUUGCCAAGAAGCACUAUAUACAGGACACAAGUUGAACGUAAUGACCAGAGAAACACAUCAGGAACAAUUUUCUAUAAACAUCUCAAUGAUACUGAUUGUAAACGUGGAUUGUUUGGUGCAACCGAUAACACUACAGUUCAACCAGAGUGUCUGCCUAUCUCACAACAGAUUAUUAAAGAUUCAUGUUUAAAAAAUGAUGAAAACAUAGUGAGUAAUCAUCUUGAUAAUGUAAAUCUAAAAAGAGACAGUGGUGAUGGAGACGAGGUAGGUAGUAUUGAAACUUUUCAAGCUAGCAUACCUGGACAGCCAGGAGAAAUACCGACAUAUCAAACAAGAGGUUCAAUACAUGUGAGUUCAGAUAGUGUUAUGCCACCUAUUACAUUGCGUCACACACAGAACCAAUUUAGUGAGAGUGUUAAUGUUCAGACUGGUGCUGAUGCAUGUAACUCUAAUGACAGAGAACUGACUGUGGGUAGGAGCUAUGUGAAUUAUCAGUUUUUAGAACAAAGUGUUUCACAUCAGUCAAUAGUGAACCAGAGUAUAAGUAUACUGAAUCAACAAGUAGGAGUGAGUAGAGGAAUAGUUAGUGAAGGUGAUAGUGGCAGUGCACCGCAACUUGUCCGCACAGCGGAUGGUGUGGUACUAGCAGUGCUACCGUCAGGGUUGCCACAAACCACUGACACCACCGAUCUUACUUCAAGAACUACAUACAGUGAAACACCACAAACUAUUGUUGUGCCAUUAGGUUGGAGGAGACUUGUCAGUGGCACAUCAGUCAUUUAUAUAAGUCCCAGUGGUACAGCGCUAAGCACUCUACCGCAGCUCAGGGACUACCUCCAGACGACAGGCACUUGCAAAUGUGGACUACCCUGUCCCUUGAGACCGGAGACUGCUUUUAGCUUCGAUCAUAAGGUGGUUAGUAAACCAUAUCAAGCGGCUUCUGGUGCGGAGCUGACCAAGCUGUGCAACCACAAGCGGAAACUAUUGGCAACACUACAGGCACGCGUGCAUUCGCCCGCUACGCCCCCGCCGCAAAUAGACCAGAAGAAAGGAUCAAAUACAGAAGUAGCUGUUUUGAAAAAGAAAAUGAAGAAAAGGCCUGGAUUUCCACCGAACAUGAGUGUAUCUCAAAUCGUAGUACAGAGGGAACGACCUUUUAACGAAUUCAAGUCUCAAGAGAACGAUCACAAUAGAACUAUCUCUCCAGGAAUAGGACAGCAUCGUAUUAAUAGCGGACAACCCGUAUCUACAUUUACAUCUAUGCCACAAAACGUCUUAAAUGCCAUUUCCCACGACAACGACGUCAAACAGGAAACACAGGUACAAAGGAGUUCGCACUAUCUUACUGUGAGUAGCGGUUGGAUAACACAACAACAACAAGAGAACCUAGAUGGACAAAAUGGACAAAAGACAAACCAACCAUCUUCGGGUACAUCCAAUACUUCUAUUAAUGUUGGUUUACCAGUAUUAGGAACGAACGGACAAAUUAUUGGCGUAAAUACAGGGUUCAAUAAGCAAACCACUAACUUUAAGAAUGUUGUGGGUGUUAUACCUAACGCUCCUGUAGAUCUGGAUAAUAAAGAAGAAAAAAAGGAUAUACCCAUAAUACCUGGUACAAAUACGGUAAAAUAUCCUAUUAAGGAGGAGGAAUCUCAGAUAUUUUGUGGUUUGAAUCAACCCUUGACCCCAGAAGUAAUGCAAAAAAUUAAUGAACAACAACAAAUUUUUAUACAACAGAAUCAAAAACAAAUCGAAAUGGCCAUGAAAGGCUUUAGAACACAGUUGGCUGAUAAUGUUAAUCAAAAUAAGACUCAAAACCAAUAUGUACCACAGGCCCAAUUAGUGAUACAGAACGGCGCUGUUGUAAAAACAAAUCCUGCUAAAACUCCGCCUUGGCAAGUAAAAAGAAAUGAUUCUAAUUCAAUGACCAGUCCAAAUUUGAAAACCCACAAGAUUGAUAAUAUAGAUUAUGAAGAAUCAAAUAUAUCAGAAGAUUCUACUGGCUCUUAUAAUUCGUUCACAAAUAACGAACACAUCAUGAAUCAAACCAUGUGUACUAGAGUGCCUCCAUUACCCCAGCAUUACAAUAUGUUGCCUCAACAGUGGCCUACUGUGGAUGUCGGUAAGAAAAAGAUGAAAAAUAAUGGCAAAGGUGCUAAAAAGAAACCUAGUCCCACUGAAAAUAAAGUAAUGACAUUCGGAGCUAAUGGUAUGCGAAUGAUUCAAGAUCCUAAAUGUGAUGAUAUCCCAAAUAACAAUGUCCCAUCCUUCAUGGAUGAUCCUAAUGGAUAUUUAGCACAACAAACUGUCUUAUUGAACAACACUAUAUCUAGGCAAGUAGGGAUCAAUUCUUCAUUUGACAGUAAUCAAUAUGAAAAUUGUAAUAAUUGUUAUGGUCCUCAUAGUCAAAACCAGAAUGAAAAGACAUCUAAGUCAACGACAAAGUCUUGUGAAACUCUUUACAGAAACACUAUGGUUCCAAAUCCCUCACCUUCACCGAACCAUACACCUGACAGUAGUGUAUUGUCAGAUAAAGCCAUAGAAAAUACUAUGCCACAGUGUUACAAAAGUUGUAACAUGUCGUUGAAAGGCAAUUCUGAUUUCUCGGAUAAUCAUAUGCGGUUAAAAUAUAUGAAAAAUAAUGUUUUCAAAACAGAUUUUGAGGGCCAUCCACCCACUUCUAGUCCUAAACAUUGCUUUGAGGAUAAUCCAGUAACAUCUUCUACGUUUGUUGAACGAAGUCCUGUAAUUAACGAAAAUUGUGGUCCUAUUCAAGCCGGGACAGUGAGUACUAGUAACGUUUCGCCAACAGAAACGUUACAGCCACCUGAACCAUCACCUACGUUAUCAAACAGUUCUCGCAGUACCGAUACUCCUCACAGUAAUGGGAGUGGUGGAUCACAGUUACAGCAAAAUUGUACAUUCCCGAUACCAAGUCCCGCAUACUCUGGUUCAUGUAGAGAUAAUUUUAAUAGCAAUCCUUCAACCCCAAAUAGUAACCAAAUGUACCAUCACUAUAAUUCUCCAGGACCACCCAACAAUCAAUCAAUUACAGGAACUCAAAUGAUGCAUUUCAUAUCAAAUCACAAUGUGAAUAAAAAUCUAAUGGAAGUGGAUAACAUAUCAAUGGUUGGCGUGAAACCCGGAUUAAAAUCAUCACACGAAAUAUUUAGACCUGAUAGAAGAAGAAUAGAAAAUUCUAUGCCUGGUUACUGUCCGCCUCCUCAUUUGGGCGGAGGACCAGCUCAUUCUUUAAUACAAGCGUGUUAUGUGCAAACAUUUGUAACUACAAUGGCAAGUGGAUUUUCAGUUACUCGAGACACUGUCACUUCCGUUUUAGCUGGUAAAGCAAAUACAGCUACUACGUCAAUUAACGCAUCACAAGCGAAUUUUAUAAGGCCUCCGCCACCGCCUAGUGUAAACUUAGCUACAACAUAUGCUAUUCCAAAUAAUCAACCUGAUCCUUUCAUAAAUUCAGUAAAUCUGCCAACGAGUUAUCCAUUACAUAUAGCUGGUACCACAGCACAGAAUAUGAUAUCGAAAUCUCCUUUAGAAAUGGUUCAAAAUGUCAUUGGAAGUUUGCCUUCAAAAUCUGAAGUGAAUAGUACACCAACAAAUACAAUUCCUCAGACGACUAGAAGACCAUCGACUACACCUGGACAAAUAUUAAUUUCAUCAACUGGCCAAAUAAUUGUGUCAAAUAAUCAAAUGCCUCCACCUCCUCCAAAAACUUCAACCACGAUGUCACCAAUACAAAAUUCGAAUAAUAUUGUAACCAAUGUGACCACAUCUAUAACUCAAGUAGUGCCUGCAGUAGGUGGGGUCCAACCGAUUGUAAAUCAGCCUACGGUUGUUGUAAAUACUUUACCGACCCCAUUUGUUUUCCAACCGCCAAUGGUAGCGGUAGAUGGGCAAGUUGUUCAACAAAAUCCGGUAUUACCGCAAAUAGUAACUGGGGGCAUUGUUUCUGGCCAAUCUCCCAAUGAAAAUUCAAGACCAAUUGAUUUGAAAAAUGGCCAAAAUUAUGUCCAGGGAGUUGCUAUGCUUUCUCCUGAAAGUUUGAAAAAGAGAAGUAAGAAAAAGAAAAAUCAAACUGCAAAUAUCACAAAUGUUUUACAGAUUACAGCACCACAGCAAAAUCCUAAUAAUUUAAUGGUACAUCAUACAUCACCACAGCAUAAUUCUAGUCCGCAGUUUUCUCCACGCAGUUUCCAAUUAUCACCUAACAAUAAUAUAUCACCAACACCGGUAUUGCAGGCAUUAACAAUAGUUCCUGGUAAAUCAGGUACGCCAGCGCAUAUUGUCAUGAAUGGACAAGGGAGCUCAAACAACUUUGGCUCUCAACAGAUAAUUGCAAACACAUCACCAUCACAACAAAUAAAUUUAUUACAACCUGUGAAUUUAAUAAACAAUGCUAGUAGUGUUAUGCAAAACUUCCCCGCUUUUCAACAAUUUAUUGUGCCAAAUCUCGGUGGAAUGGUUAUGACUGCCGAUGGAGCAAUCAUUCAGGAUAAUUCAACAGGAAUGCCAAUGCAGUUACAGUUGCAAACGGUUAAUGGUCAGAACGUUUUGACUCCUGUUCAAAAUCCUAGUGUUUUCACAGCAGGAGCCAACGGCGGUAUGGUAAUUCGAGCUCAAAAUCAACAAGGAAAGAUAAUCCAAUCGCAACAUAGCCCUGGUGCUCAAUUUUUGUCUCCUAAUAAUCAAGUUAUGAUGAGUAGUCCCAAUUUUAACGGACAACUGAGCCCCUUACUUGCUAAUUUGAGUCCCACUAAUGUUGCAUUCAAUAACUCACAAGUUAGAUCAGGUAAUGUCCAGACACAGGAGUUCAUUCAAACAAAUCAGAUGGGACAAACAUUGAUGGUUCCUUUAUCUCCGAAACAAGUUUCGAUGGCGUCGGCUUCGAAUAAUAGAAGCAACUCAACUUUUGUACAACAAAAUACGACAAUAGUGCAGCAACAGACAACGCUCGUCUCAACCUCUCAUAAUACUCAGAUGUCGUCGAUAACGACUAAUUUGCAAGGCGGCAAUUCGUCGCGGUUAAGCAUAGACCCCAAUGUUCUACUCGCUCACAAGCAAAUUCCUGGUCAGAAAGUGAGAAACUUCAUAGAGAUGCCGCAAGAGAAUGGACAACCUGAAGAGCCGAAAGAUGAUAAACAUCAAUCCGUUUUCAACCACAUGCCUUCUGAGAAUGAGGUUAAGGUGGAAAAUUCGGAAGGUUAUCCCAAGUUUAUGAACGAGUUUGGUCCGGGAGGGGGGCAAGGACAGGUGCAGGGCGGGUUCGGUUCGUACGUGCGACACUCGGUGUCAACACAGACGCUUGUGAACCAACAGCGCGGCAAGUCACCACCGCAGGGCUCGCAGGCAGCGCAGGCGGGCGGCAACGGCUGCAGCCCGCCCGACACCACGACGCUAAGUCCGCUGGGCGCGCCCGAGCCGGCUGCUAGUCCUCGCUUGCACGCCCAUGCACGCUGCCUCUCUACGCAGGCCAACUAUGCCGACACCACUACCAAGUCGCCUGAACCAGUUGAUGCCAACUCGUCCGCUAUGGUACAAUGCGUGUCGAGCAGUGAGCAGGACAUGGCUGAGUCACGAGAACAGUCUUGGUCUACGCCUCGUAAUGACUUCAAUUCUGAUAAUGAAACCCAAAGUAUGAUGCCUAAUGUCCCACUGAUGCGACAGAACCGUACCCAUAGUUCUGUUGAGUCCACCGAAUUACAUUACAACAUGAAUGUAAAUCCAUCGUCAGUAAAUAAUCAACACAAUGUAAUUCCUGUUGGGUCUAGUUACUAUGACCGGACGCAAAGCUAUAAGAGAAAGAACGACUUUGGUGAUGGGUCCAGUUAUAGAACAGACAAAAUAAUGAGGUCUAAUUAUGGUAUGGUUCACGGAAUUUCGAAAGAUUCCGACUACGACGCAAUGUCCAUCUCUUCGCCUGAGAAAGGGCAAGCGAGACAUUUCCCCCCUUCAGGGACGAGUACGGACGCAUCAGCUAUUCAAAAAGUAUUUGACAGACAUAGCUUAGGUUCCAGUGAUGAUGGCAAGAGCGAGGAGGAGGCAGCUAGCAGCGGGGAGGGGGCCGGCGGGGACGGCGAUGAGGGUGGGGGCGGGGCGCGCAAGUUCUCGGCCGGCGACGUGGUGUGGGGGCCGGCGCGGGGGUUCGCCUCGUGGCCCGGCGUGGUGCAGGCGCGCGGCGCCGACGGUCGCUGGCGCGUGCGCUGGUUCGGGGAGCCUGCCGCUACCGCGCUGCCCGCCGCCCGCCUGCUCACGCUCAGCGAGGGGCUCGAGGCGCACCACGCCGCGCGCUCCAACCUACGCAAGAGUAGAAAAUUGAACGCGCUUCUGGAGAACGCUAUUCAGGAGGCGAUGGCUGAACUCGACAAAAAGAGUGCUCGUGGUCAAGGAACUGCGGAGGGAGAAGCAGCGGAGGGCGGGGCAGACGGGACUGAAGGGGGAGAAGAGCAGGAGGAGAAAACAACUGCGAGUACUGGGACGGGGGCUGGACGAACCCGCUCAGGCCGUGGUCGUACCCGUCGACAUAGGAAAAGGGCGUCAAAUUCGAGCAAACCCGCCGAAGGUACGAGAUUGCGUAGUUCCCGAUGACCGUGCCGAACACGAGCAGCGGUUCAACUCACAGUACAACUAGAUUCUUUUUGUAUUUUGUCGGAUAAUAUAGAUAGCAGCCAUGUACCUCUCGAGGAAUCGACAUCUUUAGGCUAGCACCACAUUAAAGUAGGAGUUCCGUCACGUAUCUCCCGUGCUGUUCUGUAUGUCAAGUGUUGUGCGUUUUAUAAGAAAACAUGCUAUGCGGAAGUUGUCGAUUAGACUCCGAUAAAUUAAUCUGUGGAUUUAGUUUCUUUUUUUUUUAUUAAAUUUAUAUUUCGAAGCUUAAUUUAUGUAUGCAGGCUUGAGUGUCAUAAGCUUAACUGAAAUCGAUUAUGUGAUUGGGCGCAUAAUUUUAAGAGAUUACGCAUGACCUUGACAAACCAGAUUGUUUGUGUGCCAAAUCAUGCGGCUCGCAUCCGUUACAGUACAAUUAAAUAUAUUCAGCGGAGAUACAGGAUAUUCGAUGCGGUAGAUUCGCGUCGAACCAUCCGUUAAAUGUGAUUUUAGUCUUAAAGGACAUCUCAGUGCAAUUUAGUCAACACUUAUAUCUAACAUGAAAUUUUAAAUUAGAAAACAUAUUUGUUAACGCGAAUGUGUAUUCUGAAAUGGGUGCUACCACAAAACGCCACAAAAAGGAUCACACGACACUAACUAACAUAAUGAACUUUAUCAAAUGCAAUAUACUUGCAUAUUCCUGUGAAAUGCAUCACAAUUAGCGUUUACAAUAUGUAGAUUUUACUGAUAUGUAGGUAUCAUAGUUUAUAAAAACACUAGUUAGUGAAAUAUUGAGAUUGACUGUUUGGAAAUUGGAUUCUAUUUCUUACUUAUUAUAUGUUUCAAAAAAGUACUAAGUAGUGAUUAAUCAUUCCUUAUUUUAUAAAUGGAGACGUCUAUUAAUUUUAUGUGUCGUCUCCGUAAAAUGGUUUUUAUCAACAUCGGAUCAAAAUUCCCUUUGGGCAUUAUGGGUUCCUAAUAUAAUUUGUGGAUACGCUUCCGUGUAUGUAUUAUACUAAAAAUACAUACUGUAAAUUUGACAGCGUUGUCGAAAUUUUAUAAAAUGUAGAUAAUGUUUAGGUAACAGUAGGUAGGUAACAGUCGUGAUUUUAAAUCAUUAUUGUUGCAAAUUAUUUAAUAAGGAUAAUGAGUAAAUAUUAGUAGAUUGCUGUCAAUAUAAUUAUUGUGAAUUAAUAAAAUUCCAUACUUGUCAUCGAUGUAUUGUACAAUUUAUAAUAAAAUGUAAAUUGAUAAGAAAUUAUGCUAUAUGUCGUGUAAAUUUAUGUGUUUUGUUAGAGAGUAAUAAGUAUAACAUGAUUUCUAGUCAAAAUAUUGAGCAUAUUAAAAUGUAGAUAAUAUAGGAAAGGUAAUUGACAAUAACACUGGCCUGGCGUUCGUUGACAUCGCGUAUUACCUGUCGACAUUGUUUUAGUUACAUAAUAAAUAAGUACACAACUUUUUUCAAUAAUUAUAAUAUGGUACUUGUUUGUGUUAACAAUUUUAUACUUUUGUUAUUGUAUUAAAAUGCUAGACUUAAUAGACGAAAAAUGUGGUACCUUUACUCUAUUUUAAACGAAUGCCACUUGAUACGAAUCUGAAUGAUCUAACUAGAUGUUACGACUAAAGUAGAUACGGUGUUGUAUUAAUUAAUAGUUUUAUACAUUUUGUAUGACAUUCGUAACAUUUUCUGGAACAAAACAAAAUGGGCCUACACAUUAAUUACAGUUACAUACGGCAUUUCUCGACCAAUAAGAAUCAAAAAUAAUUUGAACAAAUUCUUAAUUUAUUAGAGAAAAAUACUCGGUCGAUAUAAUUUCAAAAUUUGUUUUUUAACACCUACUUAUUUAAUACGAAAGCUACAUAUAAAGUUAGUGGUAAAAAUAUUAUGUUCAUAUCAGUUUUAUUUGCACUAAUUAAAUUCUAUUAAAAUUUAAAAAGUAUAAAAAUAGUAAUAUAAUAAGAAUUAAGUACAUUAUAGUCUUACAGUUUUGAAAUACAUGCUCAUGUGCGGUGAAAUAUAGGCGUAACUUUAUAUAUACAUAUGUGUAUUCCGUAAGCGAAAGAUAUAAUACAUUAUAGGUAUUUAAAAUCUACUAUAAUUUCUGAUUAUGAAAUACACAUUAUAUAUAAGGUGUUUACAUUAAAUGGAUGUUUGAAGGAACUGGUAACAAAAUAACUGUUGUAAUUAUAAUUAACGAUAACAAAGGGAAAUUCUUCUAACAUUUUUUUACGCCAAAUUUAAUUUGCAAGAAUGUUAGAAAAUGAGUAAAAAUUACAUCACAAUAAUAUCACAAUUAUUAUUAAAAAAUAAAAAUAUCACCCUAAUCUUUAAUACUUAUAUUGGUCACGUUCAUCAAUUGCUGUGGUUAUAUGAUAACUUAAGUGAAAUAUGGUUCGAAUCCGUUAUGAGGUAGCGAUGCGACAUCUGCAGGACAAUCGACGUUAAGUGUAUAUCAAAAUUAGAUUAAUACGAUAGGUGAGUUCAGCGUGAUGCAAUGACUUGUGAAGACAAUUUUAGGCCACAUUAUCAUGUAGAUCAAGUUAAUUCCUAGUAGAGUAAUACCAAAAGAGUUUACAAAUGUUUCAGUAUAAUCGUAAUUGUCUUGAAAACAUUUUCCACAUCGCAGUUGUCUCGACCAAUCUAUAAACGGCCUAAAUUACCGGAACACAGAACACUACACUUAUUUUUAAUAUAUCGCAAAGUAACUUACUGAAUGUACCUACCAUAUAGGUAGUUACCUAUAUGGUAGGUACAUUUUUCGAUUUACUUAAUAUUUGAUAAAAACAAAUUGUCAUCAAUUGUCGAAAUAAUCUUUAAAACUUAUUACAUCAACGUGGCAGCUUAGUUUUGCAUGAAAGGAUGGCCAAGUUUCUAUUUAAAUAGCCCUGCAGUGACGUCGUGAUCUGUAUCUGUAUCCUGAAUCACUAUCCUAUACGAUGUAAGUUUAAAUAAAAAAAAUAACUAAGAAAAAAAAUGCGUAAAAUAUGAUAAUCAUUGUCCAUUGUCUUCAAUUCAACUGCAACAGUUUAGUUAAUUUAUUUAUUUAAACCUACACUCAGGGUCAACUAGAUAAUUUUAUUAAAUUUCAUGCAGUCGAUAAAAUAGACGCGGUUAGAUAUUGAUAGCUGGGAUAGUGCUAAAUGUAUGAUAACGAUGAUUCUCAUUGUUCUAAUGUGAAAGUGAAAAUAAGGUACUAAGUGUCGUUUAUCAGAUAAGUAAUUAAUUUGUGGUACAAGGGAGAUUAUUUUAGAACAUUUCAGAAUGCUUUUUAAUAAUAUUCAAAUUACAUAUUUAAGUGAUAAUGGUAAAAGAUUUUCUAAAAAGUUCUAGAUAGAAUGUUAACUUAUAGGUUACAUACCAUGAGUACAUUUGAUAGAUAAUUUGUUAUCGACAUUCAUUGUUAGAUAUUAUCAAUGUGCGAAACUACUUUAUGUGAUCUUUGGAUAUGUCCGGUAAAUAUUAUAUCAAGGAAUUAUCAUAGCUUACUGUUUUUAUAUUAUCGUAUUUUAACCUUAGAGAUUCCACAUAAAAUUCCUAAAUGAUAAAUGUGACUCCAGAUAUCGACAUAGUAUUUAAUGUUAAAUGGAUAUUGUUUAUUAUAUUGAUAGUCAGAUAGCACUUCCCGUGAGAUGGUAUUAUGUACAUAAUCUUAUUGUAGUUAUGUAUAGUAUUUUAUUUCAAUGAAAUUAAUGUUUUAUAGACUAAUAUACAAUAUAAGAUUAUUUAUUUGUUUUGCUGUGUACAUAUUUUUUUCAAUAAAAUGUACCUGUUUUAUUUAAA
Molecule: messenger RNA, 11432 nt
Organism: Galleria mellonella (greater wax moth)
Lineage: Eukaryota; Metazoa; Arthropoda; Insecta; Lepidoptera; Pyralidae
Cellular component (GO): chromocenter; nucleus
Molecular function (GO): DNA binding; chromatin binding
Source: RefSeq, a predicted model, not a curated record